Molecule: messenger RNA, 726 nt
Organism: Striga asiatica
Lineage: Eukaryota; Viridiplantae; Streptophyta; Magnoliopsida; Lamiales; Orobanchaceae
Source: the annotation of a GenBank genome assembly
AUGCCCGGAAAUGCGUUGGAAAUGGAAUCGGGACGAAAAACGGCGAAAACGGGUGCAGAAGAGGUCACACGACUCGUGUGGAUAGUGACACGGGUCGUGUGGGUUGAAGAAAUAGGAGAUGUAGCUACGGCAUUUUCACACGAGUCGUGUGGGUUGGGACACGAGUCGUGUGACCUCACACGACUCUUGCAGUCAAAAGGCUUAGACAGGAUUCUACACAGGGCCUCGUUGAAUUCACGAACGAGAUUCAUUGCCUUCCCGAUUCUUAACAUCAUCAAGCUACUCGGCUAUUGUAUUCAUCAAGAAGAAAAGCUUCUCGUGUAUGAGUUCACGGAGAACACAAGCUGUGGAUACUUACAUAGGAGGAUGAAGUCCAAUGUCUUCUCCAAGAGGAGGGGGCAGCCUGGGGUCCACACCAACAUUAGAGUAAUAAUAAGACAGAUACUUGGGAUCAGACCUAAGCUCCUCCUCAGACGAGAACCCAUUCCCACUCUUAUUUCUAGCAAACCCAUUGGCUACAUCCGUUCAUGGUCUAAAGAUAUUGAUGUUCUUAUGUCUCAAGCAGCAGCGGCUAGACACCUUCAUCAUAUGCGACGCUCGACCAAUAAUGUCGCUCAUGCUCUUGCACGCUUUGCUUCUUUUUCAAACUCUCCUUUCUUAUGGGAGGUGGAUGUUUUCCCGCAUUGGCUUAAGGAACUUAUCUGUACUGAUUUAGAUUCUGGUUGA